AUGUCAACUAUUCAUGAUAUGCGAGUGACAGCGAAGGAGAAAGAUCACCGGAAGAAAUGCGGGGAAUCUCGAUUGCCUGCUAUCUACGAUCCGAAAGUUGUGCAAAAAAAGACGAAAAAACGAAUCGCCACGACUCUGGCAAAUCCAGCGGAGCCUGCGCCUGAAGAACCGACGAGCCCGCGAGACGAGUUAGCUACUUCUAACUCUUGGGCUCCUGAGCCAUCGUGUGACUCCAUAGGAGGCCUUUCGUCUGCUUGGAAGACUGAUUGUCAAUCAGCGCGGGCCCGUUGGGGCUACAACAAACGCCUUAGGAACAUACGCGAAGCUCAUGGAGGCAUAACAUCUGUCAACUCGUCAGAGGAGGUCAAACUUGACCAUAGAGUGACCGAACUCAUGGACAUGUGCCUGGAUGUUGUCGAAAAGCAGAAGCGACGAUGGGACCAAGUUAGAGGAGCUCUCACCCAACUGGCCAGACGCACUGACUCUUCGGAGGCAGUUCGAAUAGUCGACGGUCUUGUGGCGGAUCUCGGUGAUACUCUGAAUGCCGAGUCGGGGAUCGUUCGCCUGAGCAGGAAGGUGAAAAGCCUCGAGACUGAGCUGACUGUGACCAAGAUAGAGCUGCAUAACAGAACUAAGGAAUGCGAAAUGUUACAGCGACGGGUUAAUACGAAUGCCCACAGGUACAAGCAGUUGUCCAAGAACGUCGAUACAUUGCAGCGUGAAAUCGCUAUUGCGACCAAGGAACGGAAAGCAGCACAAGGGAGUAAGACCCAGCUCAACACCGCCGUCCCAGACGAUAAAGGCGCCCAUGCAAAGCGGGCCCGCUACCUUUCUAAUCAGCUCGCCCUCACUAUGCAACAACUGACAGCACUUGAGAGGCAGAAGAAAUGGUGGAUGGCGAAGAGUGCGGUUCUGGAAGCAGAAACUAUGUCACUUAUCACCUAUCAUCAAAAGGCUCCGAUAGCACUCAUGAACGACGAUGCCCGGUCGAAGCUCAUUCAGCUCGUGUGGAAAGUUAUGAACGAAAACCCGCUGGAGAAUGGAUAUAGUUUUGUGAAUACGGCGUCCCAGUUGAAGAGUAUGCUCGGCGAGGCCUUUGGUAAAAAGGUGACGAAGCUACCUCAGAUAACGCCGUAUCGUCAGCGCGGUGCAACAAUGAUCACAACGUUCACGGCUAACCGCUUGCCGAUUCCGAAGGGUUAUAUGGUUUUGUCUCAAGAACAAACUGACUUCCUGACAAUGGUUGCAUCGACUCGUGGGAGGUGUACUCUGCCUUAUCUGUGUGAUUCGGACUGUGUGUCAACCGAGCAAGGCAGGCAGGAGUGUAUCACGGCACUGGGCACUGAAUUCUGGGCACAACAGAGAUACGCAAACGCGAUUGGCAAAGCCUUCACUCGGUUAAAGGAACUAUUCGAGGUUCGGGCGUUGGAUCAUCUGAUUAAAACACUCAUUAACAUAAGCUGCGAAGCGCUCGACUGUGAUCGCGGCUCCCUGUGGGUUGUCGAUGCAAGGCAGAACGUCAUGUGGACGUACGUGCAGAACGCGUAUGGGAAUGAAUUCACGAAGCUGGAGAUGGAAUUGCCGAAGCGUGGUACUGACCCCUAUGCGGAGAAUAUUGGUCUGGUGGCGAGCGCUUACCUUCUGAAGCAACCCAUAAGUAUAUACAAUGCAUAUGAGGACAAGCGAUUCAAUAGCAGUGCCAAUGUGAUCGAUACCAAGGUUCAAGUAGUAAACAAACGUCGUGAACCAGUCUUCGACCAGGACGAUGAAGCCCUUUUGAAGAACAUCGCGGUCCUCGGGCUCGAGAUGAUCAUGAUAUUCGAGAAGUCGGCCGUAAGUGGAUUCUCGAUGAAGCGUCAGAGUUAUCUGCUGCAAUUCGCUACUGAGAUCAUGCAGUACUGUGCAGACCCGAAUACGUUGCUGGGGCUGUUAACAUUGUAUAUGAACGAGUUGUUCCAAGCAAAGAAGGUCGCUCUUCACAUCGUUGUCGGUGACAUGACUGCGCAAAUUGUACAUGGUGGAGCUCAGCCUAAGAAUACACAUGGGAGUCCGACGCCUACACGUGUUAUUCCGGAUCAGAAACAGUUGGAGAAAAAUUUGAAACCACACCUUGGUGAAAUGACAGGAAUUGUGGGAGAGACGGUGAACUCGAAGAGCCCGCUUACGUUUUCCUUCCCGGCUGGCGAUGAGCUCAAGUCAGCCUCAGCGAAAAAUGAUCCGCUCAGGGGAAUCUAUGAUGAAUCGGUCGACCUGUCACCACCUGAUAAUAAUGAUCUUUAUGCACGUAGGGAUAGUCAAAAGAAAAGAUAUGUGCUUCAUUCGUAUCCUUUGUUCGACAAGAGAUCGGUCACGGCAGUUCUCCAAUUCGUGUGUGUUGAUGGCAAGAAAACUAGCUUUGGAAAUGACGAGGAAUUCGACCCCUAUAAUGUUAGCCAUACUAAAGUUUUGAAACAGAUAUGCAACUACAUUGUUGUUGUGAUGAGAGAUUGGUACACUUCAGCUGAGCGUAAGGAUCUCCAUGAACGCUGGGCUAAGGCUGCGAGGACCAAGAGCCCUGCAGAUAUAGCGAUGGCUGCAUUUAUUCUCGGGAAGUAUAACAACAAUGUUGGGGGCGCAAAUUCUGAAAAAACUGUCAACGGGGGUACUGGAGUGAGGAAGAGCUCACGAGAGGAGGGGCAGAAGGCUCCUUCUGGUAAGGCUCAAGGUGGAGGGUCGCUGUGGGGACUCACAGAAGGGGAGAGGCAGAGCGAUUGGAAAAACGCUGAACCUGGAUGGGAAGUGCGCAAUUUGUCUACGAUCUACCAAGCGUCGUUUGAGGCGGGUCUUAUCAGCGCUCAGGUAAGGUAUUUCUGUGGCGAUUACACCAGUCAUGAUGUUGUUCAUCGUAAUACAGCGUUUGUACACCCGUCGGAUAGGAAGCUUAUCGAUAAGCGUGAACUACUAGAAGCGCAGUUAUCCGAAGAGGUGGCGACCCGACGAAGAAUAGAAGCUCAUCCGAAAAGUGUCGUGCUGGGGUUUGGUGCAUGCCUGGAUGGAGUUACUCGUGGAGUGGAUCUACUCAGGGAGCUGCACAUAGAGCCUUCUGAGCACCCCCAGGAUCAUGAUGUUAUUUCCAGUCGGAAGGACUUGGCCGAGACUUUUCACUAUUUUUUUGAACAUGGAGCUGCGGCUGAGCGCUACGUCUCAAACAGGACACUCUUUGAUGAACUGGUCACUGCAGUGCGGAGUUUUGGUGAUCAUUAUGGGACUUUCUGGAGAUUCGGUGGCAACGCUCCACAUAUGGGGUGUAGGAUCAAGUUGGAGGGUCAUGAUGUUCUGCUGGGCGCACAUGUCUCGAAAGAGCUCCGGGAUCAGUUUGCCGUGCCCUUGCCGAUAGCAGGAGGUUUGGCAUCAGCAUCAACGGAAGGAAGCGGUGACGAUAUUCACAUCAUUUUGGAAAGCAUUUCUGAUGAGACUUGGGGUUCCGACACCUGUCCGAGGGCGAACCGUCUAGCUCUUCAUAGCGAUAUUCACUCACCGUAUCUGCGCGGUAUAGAGGAGAUCCAGGAGGAAAUCGGCUCGGGCGCAUUUAAGCCCGACGCCUUGGUCCUGGGGGCUUUCCAAAUGAUGGAUGGGUUUCCGUUCCCAACAGAAGGGGAGCGGCUAGAUCGACUUGAGCGGGCUCGACAGCUGAUUGAUGCACAGGGCCCUUCCGUAAAGGUCCACGUUGAACUCGCUAGUUUCGCCAAUUCUCAGUUCAUGAGAGAGUUGUAUGAUACCGGUAUGCUGACUAGAGUCGAUAGUCUUGGGAUGAACGAACAGGAGCUAACUACAUUCACGGACUGGCUGGGGAAGUCGUCGUCUACGAGUGAUGGGAGUCUCAUCCGCGCUUCGGAGUCUCGUCCCAAAGUUCGAAACGUUUUGGAUGCGUUACGAAGCCUUUGGAAACUGAUUGAGGAAGUGAAUGAGAAGACGAACUCCACGAGGCAGGUUUCUCGUAUACACGUUCACACUCUAGCUUUCCAAGCUGUUUUGGUCAAGACAGAUGCCUGGAACAGAACAGCAGAAGCGAUGAGUAAAGCGAGUCUUAUCGCGUUCAAGCAUGUGUGUGGUUUCAACACUGACGAUGAUAUAGACCUGAACAAGGGAAAGGUUCUGUUGUAUGAUACGUUCGUCGAUAGUGAAGAUGAAGACCUUGCGCAGAGGAGGGAUGUGCUGAAAACUAGGCACCAUAAUGGGGUGGUUUGCUGGGAUGAUACUCGCGAUCAAGAAUCCACCGAUAAGGUUACCAUGUGCCUGAGUCCAAACAUUGUAUGUACGGAACCUGUAGCAACGAUUGCAGCGGGCGAUAACAUCUCAGGAGCCGCUAUCGCGGUAUGCCGAUAUCUCGGUUCAGAACUGCGUCUCGACCUGCCUGGCAAUUUCUAUCGUGAAUGGUCGGGCAAGCCUAGCCAGUCUCUCAUCUACCUCUACGUCAGCUAUAAGGAUCGAAUUGAACCGCCUGACGAAUUCGUUGAAGAUGCAGCCCCUGGCAGGCCAUAUCGCGGAUUCGGGCCUUCAGAAACAGCUGCUCAUGCCGCGGAGCAGUACUGGAGAGCUAGGAAGUUCGAUACUCUCCUUUAUCGCACAGUUGCUAGUCGAUCUGCAAAAAUUUCCUACCGUCUUCUCCGAUACGAGGACUCUGCGAUCGUCUUUGUUGUCGCUCACGAGGCCCUACAUGUCCACCUGCGCAAGUCGGGUAUCAAAAUCCCGUACGACUACGAAGAGGCUCUAGCCGACUGGGUUGGGUUGCAAGUUGUGUUGGGCUUUUCCAAAUGCAGAAACGAGCUCCGUGAGGCUGUCACUCUCGACGCCGAUGAGGCUGUGAGAUUCGUCGACCGUAUGGAAAAGUUUCACUCGCUGAUAUGCGAAGUUCUACAGGGAGAAGCUGCCUCAUUAGCCAGGAUCCAAGAUGCCUGGGACCGAGCCAUCGCUGCGGAACACACAAUCUCGGCCAAGGUGUAUCGUUUCGGUUUCUCUGUCUUCAACAAAGCGUUUUUGCUCCGGUACAGUGCUUACUGCGCGAAGUACUUCCAUUUGAAAUCAGUUUUAUGUGAAUCUGGUGGGGAAUUUAACCCCGCUUUUGAGAACCUGCACCGUUGGUUGAAGAAGAUUCCAGACAACAUAGGAUCGCUGGGCUAG
Messenger RNA from Perkinsus marinus ATCC 50983, 5160 nucleotides. RefSeq lists its product as hypothetical. Gene Ontology annotation, biological process: glucose metabolic process. NCBI's taxonomy places the organism in Eukaryota, Perkinsozoa, Perkinsida, Perkinsidae. The transcript is spliced from 51 exons. The record is from RefSeq and is a predicted model, not a curated record. Gene Ontology annotation, molecular function: ADP-specific glucokinase activity. Bases 1 to 5160 code for a protein of 1719 amino acids. Gene Ontology annotation, cellular component: endoplasmic reticulum.